Molecule: messenger RNA, 798 nt
Organism: Toxorhynchites rutilus septentrionalis
Lineage: Eukaryota; Metazoa; Arthropoda; Insecta; Diptera; Culicidae
Exons: 2
Coding region: 1-798 (265 amino acids)
Source: RefSeq, a predicted model, not a curated record
AUGCCCUCGAUAGGUAAAGCAUCAUCAUUGUCCUCGCCGUGGUCUCCUGAAGUGAAGACCUCUAACAGUUUCCCGAAGAAGUUCUACAUUGUGCAGUAUAAAUUUGAUCUUAGUGCCAAAAAUGUUGGGAUUCAAAGUGGAACUGUGUUGGCGACACCACAGUAUUCCUACCCUACCCCAUCAUUUAGCUCGGGUGGUGGAAUUGGUGGUGGAAUCGGCGGCGGUUUCGGUGGUGGCAUCGGCGGAGGACUAGGUGGAGGUAGCGGUGGCGGUUCUGGUGCAACCAUCAUCCUCGCCACCAGCGGUGGAUCCGGCGGAGGACUCGGCGGUGGAGUCGGCGGUGGAGUCGGUGGUGGAAUCAGUGGUGGUUCUGGAUUCGGCGGAGGAGUCGGUGGCGGCCUCGGAGGUGGUUCAAGUGGAGGAUUCGGAAGCAGCUCCGGCGGAUACGUUUUAACUACCAGUGGUGGUUCCGGAUUUGGAGGUGGAUCUGGAUUUGGUGGUGGAAUCAGUGGAGGAUCUGGAUUUGGUGGCGGUUCUGGAUUCGGAGGAGGAAUCGGUGGCGGAGCCGGCAGCGGUGUAGGUGGAGGAGCUGGUAAUAUUAUCAUUCUUGCCACUGGUGGAGCUGGAUCUGGAGCGGGAGUCGGUGGUGGAAUUGGCGGUGGAGUCGGUGGUGGUUUCGGCGGAGGUGUUGGUGGAGGUUUCGGUGGAUCUUCCGGUGCCGGUAUUUCGAGCUACGCUGCUGCUGCUCCAUUAUACGCUGGUCCAUCCCCAGUAUAUGGGCCACCAAUUCGUAGGUAA